UCAAAAAUCUAUCACCCAAUAUUCUUCAUAUAGAAAGUUUUCUUCAAGGAAAAAUGAAGGCGUGGAUUCUCUUACUGUUGGCGGUAUUGGCAUUCAUGGUGGAACCACGAUGCUGCAUCGCUGCCAAAGAAAAUGAACAGAAGCUCAAAAUUUACACGGUGAAAUUCACCACUAAGGGUGCCGACAGGAAGUCGUAUCAGAUGUUUAUGAAAGAUCUGCAAAAUGCAUUGACAGUCCGUGCAGAUCGAAGUGGAGACAUACCAGUGUUGCCUCCCCGAUCUGCGGAACCUUCUGAUCCCCAACAAUAUCUUCUGGUCAAACUCUCAAAUGGAUACCAAACCGUCACAUUAGCUUUGGACGUCAGUGACGUGUAUAUCUUGGGUUAUCAACCAGGUGGAAGUGGAAACUCCUCCUUCUUUAGUGAUGUUCCCACUAACGUACGCAAUAUUUUGUUCCCAAACACUCAAGACCUGUCUCUUCCAUUUACCGGUAACUAUGGGGCACUUGAAACUGCUGCAGGAGCGUACAGAAGGGAAAUCCCUUUGGGAAUUGGUGAACUGCGCCAACAUAUUGAUAACAUGAAUUAUAUACAACCUAGUACUGAUCGUCGCCCCAUUGCAAGAGCCCUUAUAGUUUGCAUCCAGAUGAUCUCGGAAGCUGUGAGAUUGAGGAACAUCCAACAGGAACUGCUUACAAUUGCAGAGCCUCGUCAUGAUGGAACUUACAGUGUGUUUUAUCCAGAUGGUUUAGUGAUGGAGUAUGAAACUAGCUGGGAAGACAUAUCCACCGCCAUCCAAUCUGCAACAGAUGGAAUCUUCAGAACAGCAGUCCGUUUGGUAUAUGAUGGUCAAGAAUUAGUUUUGAGCACUGUGAGGCAAGUGAUUUUCACCAUUGCAAUAAUGCCGUCACGAUGCAGAAGAAACACAGGGGCUCAUCUGCAGAUUUUGCGCAUGCCAACAUCAACGCGUCGUCUGGGUUUUCCCCUUUGUUGCCUGUGGCUACGAGGUCCACUGGCCUGGAAGACAAUGACCGCACCUGUGAAAAAGAUUUAGCACCAACCUCGCAUAUU
Messenger RNA from Gossypium raimondii (Peruvian cotton), 1069 nucleotides. Its product is annotated as ribosome-inactivating protein bryodin II-like. NCBI's taxonomy places the organism in Eukaryota, Viridiplantae, Streptophyta, Magnoliopsida, Malvales, Malvaceae. The transcript has a single exon. The coding region runs from base 54 to 1052 and encodes 332 amino acids. Gene Ontology annotation, biological process: negative regulation of translation. Gene Ontology annotation, molecular function: rRNA N-glycosylase activity. The record is from RefSeq and is a predicted model, not a curated record.